Mycotypha africana is the source of this 1094-nucleotide messenger RNA. RefSeq lists its product as uncharacterized. NCBI's taxonomy places the organism in Eukaryota, Fungi, Mucoromycota, Mucoromycetes, Mucorales, Mycotyphaceae. Bases 53 to 937 code for a protein of 294 amino acids. The transcript is spliced from 12 exons. The record is from RefSeq and is a predicted model, not a curated record.
AUCAUUCCUCUCCAUUUGUAAACAGACGUGUUAUCGGGUAAACGAUCGUUAAAUGACGGGAUCACUGACACCAUAUGAGGAACAACGUCUCAAGAAUAUUGAGAGGAAUAAAGCACUUUUACAAUCUUUAGAGAUUGAAUCAGCAAAAGAUUCGCUCACGUCAAUUGCCAUCGAAGGUGAGAAAGAAGUCAAAAACAGUACCAACGCCAAACGACAACGAACUACAACUACUAAAGCCAAACAACGAAAGGUACCAGAAAAGCCAGUUAGUAUUAGAAAAUCUUCGAGAUUAAGAGGAGAAGCACCAUUAGAAAUUGAAAUAGAUAAGGAGAACAAUAUUGAACUAUUAAAUGAGCAGCUUAAGAACGACCCAAGAUACCAAGAUAUUCUAGAUGAAGGCAAAUUACUGACAGCGAAAGAAUACUUUAGUAAGGAAAUUCGAGAAAAAGCCAUCAUUACAGAUGGACACUUCAAAGGUUGGGUCAAUCCAGUGAUCGUCAAGAAAUACGGAUUGGAAUCAUCCGCCACUGAGGCUUGGGAGAAAAAUGGCGGCGGAACGUAUUCCUUCUUGGAUCCUACAGGAAGUGGCAAGAAGCGGAAACGAGGAUCAGCGACCAAUGCCAAAGCAGACGCUUCGAAGAUGUUCAAAAAAAAUCCAAAUCAAUACUUUUAUAGAUUGAACGAGCCCGGUGAAGUGCAAUGGUUUCAUGAUUGGUCAGAGGAAGAAAAGGCGCUUUUCAUCGAGGUUGCCAAAGAGCAUGGCUGCGGUGACAAGUGGGGAUUAUUCGCAAGUUACAUACCACAUCGUGUUGGCUAUCAAUGCAGCAGCUUUUAUCGACACGAGAUUAUCAAGAAUGGCAUUGUUUUUGAUCCUAAUUUCCAAUUUACACCCUCGGGCGAGCCUGUGUACGUUGGUGCAAAUCGCUCACGACGCUAGCAGUUGUAACUGAGCUUCAUUUAUUCGAAUUAUAAUCGUAUACCAGGCAUUUAAUAAUAAUCAUUCUUUGCAUCUAUUUUAUUAAGAAUUCACACUAUUUUCUACAAAUAAACGGCCCACCCUGUCAAAACCGAUUAUGUUAUGGCGGGAUGCAGCA